Molecule: messenger RNA, 1618 nt
Organism: Dama dama (fallow deer)
Lineage: Eukaryota; Metazoa; Chordata; Mammalia; Artiodactyla; Cervidae
Product: E3 ubiquitin-protein ligase KCMF1-like
Exons: 1
Coding region: 116-1261 (381 amino acids)
Biological process (GO): synaptic signaling
Cellular component (GO): plasma membrane
Molecular function (GO): zinc ion binding
Source: RefSeq, a predicted model, not a curated record
CCGAGCCCGGGAGUCGAGUGGGAGUCGGCCGGCCGGCGCGGGCAGCGCCGGGACCCCACGGGGGACACUGCAGCCGGAGCCCGGGAGGGGCCGCGCCGCCACCGUCUGAACUAGGAUGUCCCGACAUGAAGGUGUCAGCUGUGAUGCAUGUUUAAAAGGAAAUUUUCGAGGUCGCAGAUACAAGUGUUUAAUUUGCUACGAUUACGAUCUUUGUGCAUCUUGUUAUGAAAGUGGUGCAACAACAACAAGGCAUACAACUGACCACCCAAUGCAGUGCACAUUAACAAGGGUAGAUUUUGAUUUGUACUAUGGUGGGGAAGCUUUCUCCGUAGAGCAGCCACAGUCUUUUACUUGUCCCUAUUGUGGAAAAAUGGGCUAUACGGAGACAUCUCUUCAAGAACAUGUUACUUCUGAACACGCAGAAACAUCAACAGACGUGAUUUGUCCAAUAUGUGCAGCGUUACCUGGAGGCGAUCCUCAUCAUGUCACGGAUGACUUUGCAGCUCACCUUACACUUGAACACAGAGCCCCUAGAGAUUUAGAUGAGUCGAGCGGUGUCCGACAUGUACGUAGAAUGUUUCACCCUGGCCGGGGGUUAGGAGGUCCUCGUGCGCGCAGAUCAAACAUGCACUUUACUAGCAGUUCUACUGGUGGACUUUCUUCUUCUCAGAGUUCAUAUUCUCCAAGCAAUAGGGAAGCCAUGGAUCCUAUAGCUGAGCUUUUAUCUCAGUUAUCGGGAGUGAGACGUUCUGCAGGAGGACAGCUGAACUCCUCUGGCCCUUCCGCUUCUCAGUUACAACAAUUGCAGAUGCAGCUGCAGCUCGAACGGCAGCAUGCCCGGGCGGCACGGCAGCAACUGGAGACCGCACGCAAUGCAACCCGGCGCACUAACACAAGCAGCGUCACCACUACAAUCACGCAAUCCACAGCCACGACCAACACAGCGAACACAGAAAGCAGUCAGCAAACGAUCCAGAACUCCCAGCUUCUUUUAACAAGGUUGAAUGAUCCUAAAAUGUCUGAAACAGAGCGCCAGUCCAUGGAAAGUGAGCGCGCAGACCGCAGCCUCUUUGUCCAAGAGCUCCUUCUGUCCACUUUAGUGCGCGAAGAGAGCUCGUCCUCAGACGAGGAUGAACGGGGGGAAAUGGCAGAUUUUGGUGCUAUGGGCUGUGUAGAUAUUAUGCCUUUAGAUGUUGCUUUAGAAAACCUAAAUUUAAAAGAGAGUAAUAAAGGAAAUGAGCCUCCACCACCUCCUCUUUGAUGACAUCCCAAUUCGCAGACAAUGUCCUCUGUGCUGUAUUUGCCAAUGAAAGUGGACAACAACUAUCUUGGGUUUGUUUGGUGACUGUAAUUUCAGGUCUGUCACUCUUGUUACAUUGUGUACAUUCAAAAAGGAAGAGAGAAAAAUAUAUAUGAUAAUCAUUUCCACUUAACUAAUUUUUACUUCUAGCAGGUAAAUGUAGGUAGCAGUGCAGGGGUGAUCUCUGCUUCCUGCACCCUGACAUGCAGAAGGCUCUCGUAAUACUCCACAUUCAAACUGAAGAGGAAAAUGGAAAUCUCUAAUGAAGCUGCUGUGUGUAUUUAUGAAUAUUAAUGAAUAAAAACUGCUUGGAUGGUU